This is a messenger RNA of Rosa rugosa (rugosa rose), 1375 nucleotides long. Its product is annotated as phosphoglucan phosphatase DSP4, amyloplastic. Gene Ontology annotation, cellular component: chloroplast. The transcript is spliced from 14 exons. The coding region runs from base 35 to 1171 and encodes 378 amino acids. Gene Ontology annotation, molecular function: starch binding; protein tyrosine/serine/threonine phosphatase activity; carbohydrate phosphatase activity. Gene Ontology annotation, biological process: protein dephosphorylation; starch catabolic process. NCBI's taxonomy places the organism in Eukaryota, Viridiplantae, Streptophyta, Magnoliopsida, Rosales, Rosaceae. The record is from RefSeq and is a predicted model, not a curated record.
CACACACACAGUCACAGAGAAAGAAAGAUCAGAGAUGAACUGUCUCCAGAAUCUUCCAGGGUCCUCUGUUUCGCCGCUGCGGGGUUUCGUAUGCAAUCCCAGGAAGCCGUCCUUCUCCUCCUCCUCCGCCACUACUAGUCUGGGAAUGAUGACUAGUAAUACCGAUCUACCCAGAAGCAUGGCUGUCAAGGCAGUUUCUGGUUCCACUCCCAGUGCUGAGACAAGUGGUGCUGAAGUGAAGGAGGAAAAAUCUGAGGUAUAUAGUAAUGUCAUGACAGAGGCCAUGGGUGCUGUCCUGACCUAUAGGCAUGAGCUGGGUAUGAACUACAACUUCAUACGUCCAGAUCUGAUUGUGGGGUCUUGCCUUCAGACUCCAAAAGAUGUUGACAAGCUUCGCAGCAUCGGAGUGAAGACUAUUUUCUGCGUGCAACAAAAUUCAGAUUUGGAAUAUUUUGGGGUCGAUAUUGGUGCCAUCAUAGAGUAUGCCAAAGAAUUUGAUGACAUUGAACACUUGCGUGCUGAAAUAAGGGACUUUGAUUCAUAUGAUCUACGUCUCCAGCUUCCUGCUGUUGUUAGUAAAUUAUAUAAGGCCAUAAACCGAAAUGGAGGUGUCACUUAUAUACAUUGCACUGCUGGACUUGGAAGAGCUCCUGCUACUGCGUUAGCUUACAUGUUCUGGGUACAAGGAUACAAACUUGAAGAUGCGGUCAAAUUACUUCUGAGCAAACGUUCAUGCUGCCCAAAACUGGAGGCUAUAAAAACCGCAACUGCUGAUAUUCUCACAGGCGUGACAAAAAAGCCAGUCACGUUGACAUGGGGCGGUAAUAAUUGCUCUACUGUGGAAAUCUCUGGACUUGAUAUUGGAUGGGGUCAGAGGAUACCUUUAGAGUUUGAUGACAAACAGGGUUCAUGGAUUCUUAAGAGGGAAUUGCCGGAAGGACGAUAUGAAUAUAAGUACAUUAUUGAUGGUGAAUGGACACUCAAUAAAAAUGAGCUUGUCGCCUCUGCAAACAAUGAUGGUCAUGUCAACAAUUAUGUUCAGGUUGAGGAUGAUCCUAACAGUGUUAAUGCCAUCAUAAGGAAGAGAUUGAUGGGUGAUGAUCCUGAUCUAACAACACACGAAAGACUUAAAAUCAGACAGUUUCUUGAAGCUUAUCGCAGUGAUGAAUGAAUUGUGGAAAGACAACAGAAAGAUCUCUUCAUGUAAAGUAGCAUCAGUGCAAUUUCCUAUUAUUACGUGUAUCCGUCUCUUUGCUGAAUCAAUAGACGUAAUUUUGUUUUUGGUCUGAUCGUUACAUGUAUCAUCUUUGAAAUAAUUGUCCUAUUGUCAAUAAAUCAAUAAAUAUCAAGUCCAGUUUGGAUAUUGAAAACUUUA